AUGGACUCGUCGACUUCGACGUCGACGUUCGGGCAGCCGCCUCGACCUCGGCACACGAGCUCAGUGACGGUGACGACUCGCACCCCCGCCGUGUACGACGACGACGACGACGACGACGACGACGAUCGGCCGACGCGCACCUCCCGGCCACGCUCACGCUCACCUCCACGCGCAACUCGUGCUGCUGAGGCUCCUCCUCCUCCUCCUCCUCCUCCUCCUCCUCCUCCUCCUCCUCCUCGACCACGUGAUCACACCAACACUCCUUCCGACCACACCGGUUACCAGCAGCCCCAACCCCAACCCCACCUCGCACCCCCAUCCACCCGCGUGCACGCUCAACCACAAACGCCAUCCUAUCACCUCCCCUCCGCUGCCUGCUCCCCGUCGCGCUCCUAUCCGACGUUCGCCGGGGCGAGCACGAGUGCGAGUGCGAGUGCCAGUCUUCCACCCGGCGCGAGCUAUGCCCCUUCUGUGCCGCUGUGUCAGCAACCUCCUGCCCCGUCACCUGCUCUCCCACCAUCACUCGUACCGGGAGCACCGCUCCGUUCGGCCUCGCUGCCCGUCACGACCACCAACGCCGAUCCAGCCUCGACCUUGACCUCGACCUCGACGCGACCUCCCGUGCCCGGUCCCGGUCCCGGUCCCAACCCCUCGCUGAGCACCAUACCUCAAGUGUUCACCUCCCCCUUGCGCACCGACGCACCCACAUCCAGCAUCUCCGCUCAAGCUCGUACCGAUCAAGCCGCCCAAGUGGACCCCUUCACCAGUUCGAGAUCCCCUCUGCCUCCCCCCAUCACCACGACCACGACCACGACCACGACCACGACCACGACCACGACCGCGACCACCUAUUCCGCGGUCGAACAACCCUCGGGUUCCAUGGCCGGCGUCGGUCGCAGUUCGGUCCUUCGCAACGCACCUCUACUCGGUCCAGCACCGACCUCGGCCUCGUCCCCCGCCGCCUCCCCGACCCUCGCCCUCCCUCUCCCCUUCUCCGCCUCGACCUCGGCACCGCUCGACUUUAUCGAGCCUCCCCGACCCGUCGCCGCCCUCCCACCCCCCCACCUGAUCCCUCAACCCGAAGUCUGCGUCGAGUGCAUGAUGCGCGACAAGGACAUGGACGACGUCGACGUCACCGGCCCCCACGUAUGGGAUCGCGACUCGGACAUUGAUUUCGAGGACGCGCUCAGAUCGGACGACGAACUCGCCGCGACCAUGACCAAUUCCGAUCACCACAAGACCGCAGCAGCAGCAGCAGCAGCAGCAGGAGGAGGUUCCGAAGAGAGUGGUAGUCUUGGCGCGCAUGGUUCCAUCAACGGUAUAAGAAGGACGGGAGGAGGUAGUCGCGAAUCGGCGACGGGACCGAGUUCGUACGGGCAUGCCAUUAGCGGAGGAGGUGCAUCAUCGAUGAUGACGAGGAAGCGGAUAGGACGAGGUCACCCCUUGACGACCGCCGGGCUCAAGUUGUGGACGAGCAUGGUCAGUCCGCCUUUCCCACCAUCUCGUACAUUCGGCUUCCUUAGACCCCCCCGCUGACACCCCCCUUGCCUCGCAGAAUCCACCGGCUUCGGCUCAUCGCUGGCGAACGUUGCAGACCUACCUCGCGACCCAGGUCCACUUUAACGAGCUGCAUCGACAGCAACGUGAAGCUCAGCAACAGCAACUCCACAAGGAAGGUAGUAGCGAACACUAUGAAGGCGAUUCGUAUCAGCUCCCCGUCUUGAACUCGGCCGGCUCUGCUCUCGCCGUCACUUUGUCGAGUCCUGCCGCUGCUGGCCCUUCGACCUUUGUUCCCCGCCAUCACCAGCCACGAUCGUCGUCGCCAUGGCGAGGAUCGGCACACUUGCCCCUCGACGCCAUGGACGAACGCAUGUCCCCUGCUCAAGGGCCGAAUCAGUCGCGCACGUCACUGCAGAACGAACCAACCUCUUCUUCGGCACCGCUCACGAACGCAUACGACCAUCGCAGCUCUAGCAUGUCGAUGCCCACCUCCACGCCAUCUCUCCCUACUCUCCAGUCAUCCAGCGCCUCGGCUUCGGUUCGCAACUACGCCCAUGGCGAUCAGCCUUGGCUCUCGAACCCGCUGCGACGAUCUUCGAACCCGAUCCUGAGUACGAGCGUCGCGAUGACGAACGGAGGAUCGGCAUCACCAAACUUGCGCGAUCGAGCAUCGACUUCGACGACGCCUUCGCCGUCGACGGGAUUCGCCUCUUUCGUGAACAAGUUCGGUCGCAGCUCGACCGACUUGCGCUCGAUCUCGUCGCGGCCAAAUUCGACGCGUGCGAUGCCGCGCGACGGCACCGACGGCGGUUCCCCACCACCCCAAUUCGGUCACCCCCCUUCUUCACCCGGUCGAGCACCUUCCUUCUUGUACCCACAAGACGACCGUUCCUCACUCCACACGAACCGACGCGGAUCGACCUGGUCCAAGUUUCGUCAAUCGGCGUCGCAGUCGGUACUCUCGUUCGCGCCCAGUUUCGCACCGAGUGGAUCGAUGGUCGAGAUGCAUCUCGGGCUCGAAGCCGAUCGGUACCAACAUGCUCAGCAUGGCCUAGCGAAUUAUCAACAUCAUCAUGGACGAAGUGGUUUCCUCUAUUCGACGAUCUCGAAUCACCCGACUGGCGGAGGUCAUCAUCCUUAUCUCGAUCCGGGCUAUCCGUCAAUGUCGGAUUCGUACGUCGCUCGACACCCAAACGUAGGCAACGACGCGAGCGCCUACGUCGAUGACGGACUACUCCAUCGCGACGAAGAAGGUGAACUUUCACGGGGUAAAGCAUCGGAAAAGGGAAGCGGAUCCAAGAAGAAGAAAGGGCUCAAGGGAUUCUUCUCGAAACUCGUCGGCGGUGGUGGAGGGAACGACAAGAAGCAGCAGCACGCCACUGCUUCGGUCCGACCCGCUCCAGCACGCGGCGACCUUUUCCCACGUCAUCAAUCCGACUCUCAGGUGCCAACUCGAUCGAAUGGGUACGCGGACCCAAAAACGGUGUACGGUUUCUACGGUACGACGAUGGAUUCGCUUCCGACGAGCGAGGAACUCGCUCCACCCCCACCCUUAUCGACGCUCACCAAGGAGCCCAACACUCGUCGAUUCUGUCCUCCAUCGAUGAAUUCGCUCUCCAAGACGCGUUCCGCCUCGACGUCUUCGAUCGAUUCCUUGGGAGGCGUUCCUUACACCCCACCACUCGCAGCUGUCGGUCCACCGAUGAACGGUUAUCGACCUUCUAGCGUAGUGAUCAACUCCGAUCGACGCUCAAUCACGUCCUCCUCCUACACCUCGACUCGUUCCAAGUUCUUACCACCCCCGAUCAACACAACAACCCAACGACACUCUUACAACGGAACUCAUCACCCCAACUCAAACCUCGUCUCCCCAACUUCAGGCCAAAGUUGGUCCCGACCUUCGACGGACGAAAUCGUCGUCGUCGUCGACCCCAACCGACCCUCUCAAAAACAAAAAUCACUCCCUCACCUCCUCCCCCAUCCACCCCCAACCUCAACCUCAACUUCAACUUUUAACGCCUGGGAACCUCACAAUCGAUCUUCAAGUUCAGUCAUUGAAACUUCUUACGCACCCGUCCUCGCCCCACCACCACCACCACCACCACCACCAAUCCCUUCGAGGAGCUACUACCCUACCCCUACCCCUACCCCUACCCCACUUUACGGAACCGAAAAAUUCGCCCGUUCAACACGCUCCUUGUUCUCCUCUUCUACUAA
Microbotryum saponariae is the source of this 3717-nucleotide messenger RNA. The record is from the annotation of a GenBank genome assembly. NCBI's taxonomy places the organism in Eukaryota, Fungi, Basidiomycota, Microbotryomycetes, Microbotryales, Microbotryaceae.